ACCGCGGAGCCGGCCGGACACGGACAGCUCCGUCGCUCCCUCCCUCGGCUCAUCCCUGCGUCCCCACUUCCCUCCUCCCCUCGCUCUGAGCAGCAUCCUCUGCACACCCUCGGUCCUCACUCCCGCGUUCGUCCGGCUCCCGCGGCUCCGUGUAAUUACCUCCUCUCACCGGCCAACCCCGGAACUUUCUCCACCCGGGCCCAGGAGUGGGGGGUGGCUUCGCCUGGGCGGGUUUCAACUAGGGUUCAUUGGGGGGCAAUCUCUGGAGAAGGGCUUCAAGGUCCCAGAGAGACGCCCACCACCCGCAACCUGCCCCCAUCGGGCCUGCCGUCGGGUGUAGGUACCCUCUCGCCCCUUCUACCCCAACCAUGACCGAAAUGAGCGAGAAGGAGAACGAACCGGAUGACGCGGCCACCCACACACCCCCGGGGACCGGCUCUGCCCUCCAGGAAACCAAGCUCCAGCGGUUCAAGCGCUCCUUCUCCCUCAAGACCAUCCUGCGAAGUAAGAGUGCGGAGAACUUCCUCCUCCGCUCGGGCUCUGAGCUCAAGUGCCCCACCGAAGUGCUGCUGACGCCCCCAACCCCGCUGCCCCCCCCUUCCCCACCAUCGGCACCCACAGACAGGGACCUGUCCACCCCAGCCCCCUCCCCCUGCCCAAUCCCACGCCCCCUGGUGCCACUCAAACCAGUGAGGCUGCACAGCUUCCAGGAACACGUCUUCAAGCGAGCCAGCCCCUGUGAGCUGUGCCACCAGCUCAUUGUGGGAAACUCCAAGCAGGGCUUGCGGUGUAAGACAUGCAAAGUCAGCGUCCACCUCUGGUGCUCCGAGGAGAUCUCCCACCAGCAAUGCCCAGGCAAGACGUCCUCCUCCUUCCGCCGAAACUUCAGCUCCCCGCUCCUGGUGCAUGAGCCGCCACCAGCCUGUGUCACAAGCAGAGAGUCCCCACCCACGGGGGCCAGUGGGAAGGUGGACCCCGUCUACGAGACCCUGCGCUAUGGCACCUCCUUGGCACUGAUGAACCGCUCCAGCUUCAGCAGCACCUCUGAGUCCCCCACGCGGAGCCUGAGUGAGCUGACCGAGGAUGGGGAAGGCAGCAUCCGCAGCUCAGAAGAGGGCCCUGGUGACAGUGUGUUCACAGCCCCGGCCGAGAGCGAAGGGUCAGGAGCAGAGGAGAAGAGCCCUGGACAGCAGGUCCCCAAACCCCCCCUGCGGAAAGAUGUGGGGCCCAUGUACUCUUACGUCGCGCUCUACAAGUUUCUGCCCCAGGAAAACAAUGACCUGGCUCUACAGCCUGGAGACCGGAUCAUGCUGGUGGAUGACUCUAACGAGGACUGGUGGAAGGGCAAGACUGGUGACCGGGUCGGCUUCUUCCCAGCCAAUUUUGUGCAGCGGGUGAGGCCAGGCGAGAAUGUUUGGCGCUGCUGCCAACCAUUCUCCGGGAACAAGGAACAGGGCUACAUGAGCCUCAAGGAGAAUCAGAUCUGUGUGGGCAUGGGCAGGAGCAAGGAUGCUGACGGCUUCAUCCGCGUCAGCAGCGGCAAGAAGCGGGGCCUGGUGCCAGCCUAUGCCCUGACUGAGAUCUGAGAGGAGGCAAGAGGACCCAGAUGCCACCCCUGCCCAUGCCUGGCCCUCGCGUCUGGCCCCGGAGGGGGAGAAGGCAUAUGCCUACAUUUUUCCUCCCUCCGCCUCUCUCCUAGGGGCCACUCACCAUGGCUUGGGAGCCUUCUGCUUUGAGGAAGGU
Ceratotherium simum simum (southern white rhinoceros) is the source of this 1743-nucleotide messenger RNA. Lineage: Eukaryota; Metazoa; Chordata; Mammalia; Perissodactyla; Rhinocerotidae. The record is from RefSeq and is a predicted model, not a curated record.